Molecule: messenger RNA, 1887 nt
Organism: Cercopithifilaria johnstoni
Lineage: Eukaryota; Metazoa; Nematoda; Chromadorea; Rhabditida; Onchocercidae
Source: the annotation of a GenBank genome assembly
AUGGAUUUGACCAAAUAUUCCACCAUCAACAUACAACAGAAACAACAUCGUCAUUAUCAUCAACAACAACAGCAACGAAGCCUAAAUUCACAAAUGUCAAAUUUAACUUCAACAGAUAUAGGUCACACUUCACAUAACAUAAACAUUAACCAAUGUUCAAUGCUGCUUUCUGCUUCAGCUAUUAUUCCUUUGCCAUCAACAUCUUCUAUAACAACAAGUACUACUACUACUAAGAAUUUAGUUCAGGAAAGUUCUCAUUUAUCUGCUGAAAAUAAUUCUACUUCUAGCCUGGUACAAUUAUUGACUUCACCAAAAACUACGGUUUUACAUCGACCAACCCCGAUACAUCCCAUUGCUUCACGUUUAUUCACUUUAACGGCAAAAACUCCUGCACUGGAAACAAGCCUAGAAGCACCAUUGGAUCUCAGUCAGUCGACAGCUGCUCGACAACAAUCGCUUAUUAAUAAAACACAGCAACAGCAUCAAUUAAAAUUUCUUCCAACUUGUGCAAACCCAAGUUUAAAUUCCAAUUGGAUUGCAAUUAAAUUUGGUGCUGCCGUUGGACCAAAUCGAAUGUCCUAUCCACGAGAAUUUAAACUUAUGGUUAUUAAUUAUUACUAUACUAAUGGACAGAACAAAUAUCGUACCUGUAAAGAAUUUCAAAUAACAAAAUCAAUGCUCAAUGGAUGGCUACAAAAAAUUGACAAAAUCCGACAGUCCAGGCCUGGCUCGCUAAAAUCUGGCCGUAGCGGGCGAAAACCGCAAUUUCCUGAUAUUGAAAAACAACUGUUUCAUCUCUAUCAUGCACAUUUGGGAACUGGAAAGAAAGUUGGGAAUCGAUGGAUUCGGGAAACAGCUCGAAAUCUUGCGCAGCAGCAAUGUUCAGAGCAGGAACUGGCCGGAAUGUGUCAAUUUAGUGAGCGAUGGUUAAGUAAUUUCAAGAAACGAUAUAGAAUCAACCUGAACCGCGACUGGUCUUCUGGUAAUAGUAGUUCCGGAAGUCUAGGUUCUGCUGAAUCUGUUAAAUCCGGUAGUAGUGCCGCAGAUUCCAUACAACAAUCACCUGCUAAAUCUGAUGAAGCAGCAGAAAAUGAGAGUAUGGAUUCAGAUGCUGAUAGUGUUCUUAGCGAUAGCUUGGAAACUCUAAUCGAUGUAGAUGAUCAAAUGAGUCCAGACAAUCCACUGACCAUGCUUACAUCUGGAACACUUCCAACAACUCAAGAAUAUGUUCAGGAAAUUUUGAACAAACCUGGUCAACUACCAAUCCAAGCAUUCUAUGAAAGAUUUCCAUGGUUAUGUCGAAAAAAUCAAACGGGUACGGAACCAGGCCGCAGAGGUCGUAAAGUUCAAUUUCCAGGUGUAGAAAAAGUUUUAUUCGAAAGAUUGCAAGAGCAACAAUCAAAGGGUGAGCGAAUUUCAAAUCGUUGGCUUCAACAACAAGCCCGUGAACUUGCUUUGCAAAUUUGUCCUGAAGUAUUACAAGAAGCGACAAAAUCUGCUCGUUGCUUGUUUUCUGAACAUUGGUUGCAUAAUUUUAAAAAACGUUAUGGUGUAACAUUGAAACAAACGAAUCGACAUGCUAUCAAUUCUUCAAAAACUACAGAAAUUCCAUCACCUUCAACUAUCAUAUCUCAAUGUGAUUCUACCUUAACAGAUGACCAAAAUUCUAUCCCAUCAAUCAACGAUACAACAACAAAACCUGUAACAGAUCUUACUACAGUGUUGCAGCUUCAAAACUGCUUUCUUGCGAAAUAUUACUCUCAGGAGCAAGGAACAAAUGCAGAAUCAGCAACAACAUCAUUACCGCAAUCAUCGUAUCGCAACAUCAUACCUGCAUCAUCUGCAUCUGUGUGGUAUCCUGCACCGUUGACGCAAUGCUUACUUUGA